AUGGGCAACCCGUUCCCCUUCCUCCAAAUGACAACGGUUAGUCAACGACAAAUGAUUCGACUAUUCAAUUUCCAUGAGCAAAUUUGCUACGCACUAAUCUCCAAAAAGAGCGCGGAAUUCGUAAAAAGUCUAAAUUUGAAGGUCAAGGCAUUCUCUAUAGAAUUUUUGAGUCCAAAACGAAUAGAAAUUACAAUCGGAGAUUGGGGAAAAAAUACCACAAUUCGAACGAAUUUAAUCGAUUAUUGGGGAACGGGACAUUCAAUUAUUCAAUUCCCAAUGAACAACCCUCCAAGAUGGAUUUAUCUAAAUAUUGGGAUUCUGGAGUUCUUAAAGCUCCUAUCUGAAAUCUACCAUUGCAAAUUUCUCAAUUACCAUUUCGGAAAUUCAAAACUUUGGCUUCCAAUGGAAAUUAUCGAAAAACUGUCGAAUGGAUUUCAAGUCGACACUCUUGCUAUUACAAAUAAACUUAAAGACAUCAGGAGAAUUCUAAAGUAUCAUCUUCCAGUAAAUGAUCUUUCUAUUCUUGGUAAUUUUGCUCUAACUACGCGAGAAUAUGAAGAAAUCGUUUACAUCUGGGAAUAUGAUUACUUAUUACUAGCAUUUUUCCAUCUUUACGACUUUAGCUUUUUGCAAUUUAAGACCUGUCAUUUGGAGUUUCUUUAUAUCAGAGAAAAUCUUCCAAGAAUUUUCAACCAGUUUCUCAAAAAAUGGACCCAAUCUGAAACUUAUCCGAAAUUGAAAUCCAUGAUGAUCAGAUGGGAGUGUCCCGGUUUUGGUGCUGAGAUUGAUACGAUUCUAGAAGGCGUACAGUAUAAACGCUUGCCGAAUACUCAAACACUUCAAUUUAAGUGUUGCUAUGUUUCAUAUUACUGGUAUCCGAUUGAUACGAUUCAUGGAAAAUAUGGAAUUCGGAAUCAUGCGGACAAUCAGAAGGCCGUUCUCGCUAUUGAAUCUAGCCGAGGCGCUUUUUAUUGGAAUUUCUAUGUGGUUUAA
This is a messenger RNA of Caenorhabditis briggsae, 993 nucleotides long. The transcript is spliced from 2 exons. The record is from RefSeq and is a predicted model, not a curated record. NCBI's taxonomy places the organism in Eukaryota, Metazoa, Nematoda, Chromadorea, Rhabditida, Rhabditidae. Bases 1 to 993 code for a protein of 330 amino acids.